Messenger RNA from Gordionus sp. m RMFG-2023, 1556 nucleotides. RefSeq lists its product as uncharacterized. The coding region runs from base 1 to 1209 and encodes 402 amino acids. The record is from RefSeq and is a predicted model, not a curated record. The transcript is spliced from 7 exons. NCBI's taxonomy places the organism in Eukaryota, Metazoa, Nematomorpha, Gordioida, Chordodea, Parachordodidae.
AUGACAAAUGAACUAGAAGGUAAAGAAUCUUUAAAUUCUCUAUCACCACUUGAUUCAACAUUGUCGACAAGUAAAGAUAGUGGUUUAAUAAAAGAAAAUCCUGAUGUUCAAAAGGCUAUAAUUACUUUAGCUGAAACCCAUGUUUUGAAUUACAAUGAUAGUUUGAAUCAAUUAUUUGCAUCUGAUCAAGAUGCUAAUCCUAAUCCUUCCACUUUGCGAGAUAGCAAUUAUCUACUUAGAAGACUCAACAAAACCUUGAAACAGAGUUCCACUGCCCUUAUUUUAAAAGGGAGAAGCACCGAAUUUCAAGAGGCCAUUCAAUACAGCACAAAUUUUAGGGAUAUUUGUCGACGGUUGGAUAAAGUGGGUGAACACAUAUGGUCAGAGUUUACAAGUUACAACAAAAUACAACGCUCUUAUAUAGCCUUUCAAGAUUCCACUUGGCUCAAUUUUGAAAUUUCCUUAACGGAUUUGAUAAAACGCGAAACUCAAUGCAACUCUCGUUUGGCACAAACGCUGGACGAAUGGUUACCCAGAUACAAGAAUUCCCACUUAUUCAUCAAAAAUUACGCGUUGUAUUACGACUCAUUGAGGGAAGGCAUGUGUAACAGGGACGAGUUUCAAGUCGAAUUGGAAUUAACCAAGGACGAAUACGAAGCCAGAAAAAGAGAAAUUGCGAAGAAAAUGGGAAAUUAUGCUCGGAAUCAACGAUUGAAAGAUUUGCUCUCCGGCCUCAACUUCAAAACUCUUUUAAACAAGUGCGAUAAUUGUGACAACAACGUUUCUAAUAAUAAUACCGAUUCCAAAGCCGACAGUAAUGAUGGGAUUUGUAAGGAAAGUGCAGAAUACAAAAAUGGCGUGAAAUCGAUAAAUAUGGGCCAUGAUAAAUUAUCCGGUGAUAAGAAUAUUGACGCGUUACGCGCUGCCGAGAGAGAUUCUAUGAUCCUCAAGGAUUUUAAUCGAGCCAGAUCGCAGAUGCACAUGAGCGCAUUGGAGAGAGAAAUUGAACGCAAUCAAUUAGCUUCCGCAAAAGCCGAUUCACAAUUCCUAGAAGAUUUCAAAGUGUUUCGCUGCAACCUUGUCAAGGAUAUGAAAGCGUAUUUCGUUGAUUUAGCGGAUUUGUAUAUUGAUUUAUAUUCUCAGAACGUUAAAGCCUGGAAAGCUUGUGUGGAGGAAGAAGCGGCUCAUUCGAUUCUUAACAAAAACUGAAAACAAAACAACGAAAAUAUUCACUAUUUUUUUUUAGAAAAAAACCCUUUUUAAGAUAUAAAAACGUGGGAUAUUUUAGUCUACACCUUCCUCCCCUCCCCCCUCCCCAUUUUUUAUUUUUGAACAAUCAGUUUAAUUGAAUAAGUUUUGAAUUGUUUUAUAUAAAUUAUAUUUAUUUUUUUUAUUAUAAUAUGAUCGGUAUUUUAUUUUAAUUUAUUAGACAAUCUAUUGAUUAUUAAUACUGAUAAAUGAUAAUAUAUAAUAUUUUCUUUUAUAAAUUAAUUUUUUUUAUAUCCACAAAUAAGGAGGUUUAAAAGGAAGAAUAGUUAUUUAUUUAUACUAUAUUA